Messenger RNA from Alternaria infectoria, 438 nucleotides. RefSeq lists its product as uncharacterized. The record is from RefSeq and is a predicted model, not a curated record. The transcript has 2 exons. NCBI's taxonomy places the organism in Eukaryota, Fungi, Ascomycota, Dothideomycetes, Pleosporales, Pleosporaceae. Bases 1 to 438 code for a protein of 145 amino acids.
AUGGCCCCAGGUCGAUCGAAUCUGCUCCCCGACAGCCGUUACACCCCCAAGCCUCCCGCUCUCGACGUUGAGGACUUUCAUCUGACUCACCUAAACCACCCGAUGGUCAUCCGCGACACUGAGAACUCCAUUGAGGAAGUCGGCCAGGAUGUUUAUGCGCGCUUCCUCUUCUCUGAUGACCGCGAACGGGCUAUGGGAGGGACCGCCACCGAUGCACCUCUCGUCGUCCUCUAUACCUCGAUCUCCAAUGUCACUCAUGUUUCCGAGUACCGCGAUGCGUACACCAUCGAAGGGAAGCAAUUCCAAGGCAUGGACAUAUUAGACUGGGAUGUGGUUUCGUUCAUGGCGGCAUACAGAAGGGACGAGUCCGAGACAGUCCAGGAAGUCUACCGAACAAUUUACCGAGAGCUUAGAGCCCUUAGGGUUUAUGCGUUCUAG